CAACAUGCCUGCAACGAUCAACCUCUUUAAACAACAGAAUACUUAUUGAGCUGUUCAGAGAUCCGUGUGGUCACAUCUUAUACUCACAGGGGGAAAACAAUGGCAGAAUCUUCACCACCAUCAACACAACCAAGAACAACCAGGAGGCAGAGUAUAGAUAAACCUCCAUCAAUGCCAUCCUCCAGUGGUCUACUGACUGAGGGGCUUCAGUGCUCUAUAUGUCUGGAUGUGUUCACUGAUCCAGUCACGACUCCAUGUGGACACAACUUCUGCAAGAUCUGUCUGAAUAAGUGCUGGGACAACAGUCAGACCUGCAGCUGUCCAUACUGUAAAGAAACAUUCAAACAUAGACCUGAUCUCAAGAUUAAUACCACACUCCGAGAAGUUGCUGAUCACUAUAAGAAGAAAAGUCCUGAGAAAACAGCUGAGGUUCUGUGUGACUUCUGUGAGGAGAGAAAGCUGAAAGCCCUGAAGUCGUGUCUGGUGUGUCAGAGCUCUUACUGUGAAACUCACUUGGAGCCUCAUUUGAGAGUGGCAGGUUUGAAGAAACACAAACUGAUGGAUCCUGUGAGUAAUCUGGAGGACUAUAUAUGUCAGAAACACGAGAGACCCCUGGAGCUGUUCUGUAGAGAUGAUCAGACCAUCGUCUGUCUGUGCUGCACUGAUGGAGAUCACAAGAACCACAACACUGUGUCUUUAGAAGAGACUCAGCUGAUGAUCCAAGACACACAGCAGAUGAUCCAGGACAGAAUCACGAAGAUUCAAGACAUCAAACACUCAGCAGAAGUCAGAAAAAAAAAUACAGAGAGGGAGAAAGCAGCUUGUAUUGAGCCCUUCACUGAUCUCAUCCGCUCCAUUGAGAGACAUCAGACUGAACUGCUGGAGAUGAUGGAGGAGCAGCAGAAAGCAGCAGAGAAACAGGAGCAAGAGCUGAUUGAAGAGCUGGAGCAGGAGAUCACUGAGCUAAAGAUGAGAAACACUCAGCUGGAGCAGCUUUCACAGACUGAAGAUCUCAUUCCAAUUUACUCAUCUCUGUGCAGCCCUAGAAACAGCAGGAACUGGCCUGAGAUCAGUGUGGACACUCAUGCGAGUCUGGAGACUCUGAAGAGAGCUCUGACUCAACUGAAGGACACUAUAGAGCUGAAGUGGAUGCAGCAGUAUGCAGUGGAUGUGACUCUGGAUCCUGAUACAGCUCAUCCUAAACUCAUUCUGUCUGAUGAUGGAAAACAAGUGAGACAUGGAGACAUUAGACAGAAACUCCCAGACAAACUAGAGAGAUUCAAUAAAAAUGUCUCUGUCUUAGGAAAGGAGGGAUUCUCCUCAGGGAGAUUUUAUUUUGAGGUGCAGGUGAAGGGAAAGACUAAAUGGGAUUUAGGAGUGGCCAGAGAAUCCAUUGACAGGAAGGGAGAUAUCCCACUGACUCCCAGUAAUGGAUACUGGACUGUGUGGCUGAGGAAUGGAGAUGAAUAUAAGGCUCUCUCUGGUCCUUCUGUCUCUCUGUCUCUGAGAGUGAAGCCGCAGCGGGUCGGUGUGUUUGUGGAUUAUGAGGAGGGACUGGUCUGCUUUUAUGACGUGGAGUCUCGCUCUCAUAUCUUCUCUUUCACUGCUCAGUCUUUCACUGGGAAACUCUAUCCAUAUUUUAGCCCAUGCAAUAAUGAUGGAGGUAAAAACUCAGGCCCACUGAUCAUCACAGCUGUCAAUUAACGUACAUGAUUUUAUACAUGAAAUAGGAUUACAGUGAUUUUUAUAAUUAAAAUGUUUUUUUUAUUAUUAAAAAUCUGAUAAUGUAUGUGCUGCUACUCACAUGUAUGUACUGUUUCAGUCAUCUCUGCUACAAAAUGUUCUGUUACUGACACACACGCACCCGGCCAGCCCCAUACACAACA
This is a messenger RNA of Sinocyclocheilus grahami, 1886 nucleotides long. Its product is annotated as E3 ubiquitin-protein ligase TRIM39-like. Bases 100 to 1704 code for a protein of 534 amino acids. The transcript is spliced from 8 exons. The record is from RefSeq and is a predicted model, not a curated record. Lineage: Eukaryota; Metazoa; Chordata; Actinopteri; Cypriniformes; Cyprinidae. Gene Ontology annotation, molecular function: zinc ion binding; protein binding.